Messenger RNA from Prorocentrum cordatum, 723 nucleotides. The record is from the annotation of a GenBank genome assembly. Lineage: Eukaryota; Dinophyceae; Prorocentrales; Prorocentraceae.
AUGUCGGAGGCCCUGGGAGCCGGUGGCCAGGAGCUCAUCUCGUUGCGGGCCGACGUGGACGUAGACCUGCUGGACCACGAAGGGGCUGGCGCGAUCCUGUCUAGGUCGAAGGGGGACCCGACCAACCCGCUGCUCGCGACCUACCGAAUGCAGGAGCCUGGCAGCCGCUUCCAGAUCAAGCUGCGCACGGUGGAGGGCCUGAACGGCAACAUAUCCUGCUUCGUGCUGCCCCAGACAAACCCGAAGACGGCGCACCUGGUGACGCUGGCGGUGAAGCCUUUGUCCCUACACGAGAAGAUCUCCGAGGUCCCGCCCGACGUGCCCAUGAACGAACUUCGACUUGUGGGCCCCUUCACGAUCGAGUACAUGCACCAGUGGAUCUCGCUCUGCGUCAACGAGCUGCCCUCGAGGCCGACCGGCGACCAGAUGGUCAUCUGCUACAGGACCACCUCGUCGUCGAGGCUCGAGCGUCGAGGAUGGACUCUUUCGGACCGUUAUGGUGGGCUCUGGGAGCCUUCUCUCGUCCGCCGGUGGAUCGGCCCUGCAUCUGUGGUCAGGACGCAGCCCGCCCGGGCCUCGGGAGUCAUGACCAAAAUCAUUUCACCAGAGAAGAUCCCAAUCUUGACGAGUAUCAGCCUUGCCCGCCCUGGCUGCAGGGCCGACCGCAGCCCGCCUUGUCGGCGCAGGUGCGGCCUCGAGCAAAUGCGGAGCAGCCUUGCGUAG